UCUGAAUCCCUUAUCAUUCGACUGCUAGCACGAUGUGCUAACAUGUUAUCAACAGAUCCGUACCGGUGUUCGACAAAUGACCAGUUUCCUGUUGUGCUUUCAUCUGAGAAUCAGCAUGAAGUUACAGAAAUCCAGGAAUCUGCGCCACUGAGUAGUAAACAACGACGGGCCUGUCUGAAAAGAGAAAGAAGAAAAAGAAAACGUCAAGCUCUUGCUAAACUCAGACAAUGUGGUAGUGCUGAUCAGAAUGUAAUUGAGCACGAGCAAGAUGAUGAUGAGGAUGAAGAGCAGAGAGAGCGAGAGUGUUUGCACCGGGAAUGGUUGGAGAGAGAGAGAAUUGCUCAAGAGGAAUUUAGGCUGAGGAAAGAGAAAGAAGACACUGCUCAAAAGAAAAAGGAGGAGGAAGAGAGGAGGAUCAGGGAGGAAUGGGAGGAACAGCAGAGAAAGGAAAGAGAGAAGCAGGAGCAAAAGCAGCAGGAGAAGAGAGACAGAGAGGAAGCUGUACAGAAACUGUUGGAUCAAGCAGAAAGCCAGUUGGAAAAUGGAGGCUCUUGGAAAAAUCCUGAUGCCCCUGUGGAUUUUGGGACUGAAAAAGACAAGGCAAACUGCCCCUUUUUUAUUAAAACGGGAGCUUGCAGAUUUGGAGACCGGUGCUCCCGAAAACACGAUCACCCAUCGUCGAGUAGCACCUUGAUGGUUCGGGCUAUGUUUGUGACCUUCGCCAUGGAGCAGAGCAGACGUGAUGACUACGACACAGACGCAAGUCUUGAGUACAGUGAUGACGAGACGCGGCAGCAGUUUCUAGACUUCUACGAAGACGUUCUUCCAGAAUUUAGGAACGCGGGCAAAGUUGUGCAGUUCAAGGUGAGCUGCAACUUUGAACCCCAUUUAAGAGGCAAUGUCUAUGUGCAGUAUGACACUGAGGAGCAGUGUAAAGAAGCUUUCAUGAUGUUUAACGGACGGUGGUAUGCAGGGAGGCAACUGCAGUGCGAAUUCUCUCCUGUGACCAAGUGGAAAACGGCAAUAUGUGGACUUUAUGACCGGCGCAAGUGUCCAAAGGGGAAGCACUGCAACUUCCUCCAUGUGUUUCAAAACCCGGGGAAUGAAUUCUGGGAGGCAGACCGUGACCUCCAUUUAUCGUCUGACCGUGGUGGAGGCCUCAGCGGACGGCACAGGGCCUCGUCACAGCGUGGAUACAGCCCUGAACAAUCUCGCUACAGACAAGGAGACAGGUGGAGCCACAGAAGCAGAGAGGGCUGGAGCAGCCGCAGUAGGGAGAGGCGGAGCCGCAGUAGGGAGAGGCGGAGCCGCAGCAGAGACAGUCAAAAGGUUCACCAUUCUCAGAGAAGGGAAAGAUUUUCCUCAAAUGACCAAGGCAGGAGAAGCAGAAGCCGUGAGAGACGCAGAUCACGUACUAGAAGCCGUGAGAGAAAUUCUCAGAGUGGAAGAUCUUGUAGGAGAUCAGAAUCCCAUGUCCCUGAAGAUCAAAUAAAAAAUGGAUCCAUCAAGAGGAAGACCAAAAGGAGUGAGAGCAAAAGCCCCAAAAUGGGCGAUGCUUCUUCAGCGGAUAACUCCUCACACCACAAACGCUCAAAAAAGAGCAAGAGCAAGAAAAAGAAAAAGAGCAAAAAGAAACAAAAGCGAAAGAGGAGUAAAUCCAGCAGCGUCAGCUCUUCGGCAGCUUCUGCUAUAGACUCGGGGGAUGACGAAGUUCAAGAGACACCAAAAAACGAAGACGUACAAAAGGCUGGAGAGGAUGCCGAGGUUAACGAGAACAUGAAAUCAGUUUCACCUGAAGACACUGAAGCUGCACCUGCCAGCUUUAGUACUGAAAGUGUCCCAGAUUAAAGUGUCUGCAGGAAAAGACAUUGCUGUGUUGCCAGGUUUUGGCUGUUUCUGUUGAGAUCUGUAAAUAAAUGUUGUUACCGUUU
Messenger RNA from Tachysurus vachellii, 1931 nucleotides. RefSeq names its product zinc finger (CCCH type), RNA-binding motif and serine/arginine rich 2 (gene zrsr2). Lineage: Eukaryota; Metazoa; Chordata; Actinopteri; Siluriformes; Bagridae. Gene Ontology annotation, cellular component: U2AF complex; spliceosomal complex. Gene Ontology annotation, biological process: mRNA splicing, via spliceosome. The transcript has 11 exons. The record is from RefSeq and is a predicted model, not a curated record. Gene Ontology annotation, molecular function: metal ion binding; pre-mRNA 3'-splice site binding. Bases 43 to 1848 code for a protein of 601 amino acids.